Otolemur garnettii (small-eared galago) is the source of this 1255-nucleotide messenger RNA. RefSeq names its product sphingosine-1-phosphate receptor 4 (gene S1PR4). Gene Ontology annotation, molecular function: sphingosine-1-phosphate receptor activity. The coding region runs from base 1 to 1155 and encodes 384 amino acids. Lineage: Eukaryota; Metazoa; Chordata; Mammalia; Primates; Galagidae. The record is from RefSeq and is a predicted model, not a curated record. The transcript has a single exon. Gene Ontology annotation, cellular component: membrane. Gene Ontology annotation, biological process: G protein-coupled receptor signaling pathway.
AUGAACACCACGGGGUCCACAGGAGGCCGUGAGUCUUGUGAACAGCUGGCGGCUGGUGGGCACAGCCGGCUCAUUGUGCUGCAUUACAACCAUUCUGGCAGGCUGGCAGGGCGCGGGGGGCCGGAGGAGGGCAGCCUGGGGCCCCUGAGGAGUCUGUCAGUGGCAGCGAGCUGCUUGGUGGUGCUGGAGAACCUCCUGGUACUGGCGGCCAUCGUGACCCACAUGCGGUCGCGGCGCUGGGUCUACUAUUGCCUGGUGAACAUCACACUGAGUGACCUGCUCACCGGGGGUGCCUACCUGGCCAACGUGUUAUUGUCGGGGAAUCGCACCUUCCGCCUGGCGCCCGCCCACUGGUUCCUGCGUGAGGGGCUGCUCUUCACGGCGCUGGCUGCCUCCACCUUCAGCCUCCUGUUCACAGCUGGGGAGCGCUUCGCCACUAUGGUCCGGCCAGUGGCUGAGAGCCGGGCCACCAAGACCGGCCGUGUGUACGGCUUCAUCGGCCUGUGCUGGCUGCUGGCCGCACUGCUGGGGCUGCUGCCGCUGCUGGGCUGGAACUGCGUGUGUGCCUUCGAGCGCUGCUCCAGCCUGCUGCCGCUCUACUCCAAGCACUACAUCCUCUUCUGCCUGGUUGUCUUCGCAGGCGUGCUGGCCACCAUCACCGCUCUCUACGGGGCCAUCUUCCGCGUUGUGCAAGCCAACGGGCAGAAGGCCCCGCGUCCCGCUGCCCGUCGCAAGGCCCGCAGGCUGCUCAAGACGGUACUGCUGAUUCUGGCGGCCUUUGUCGUGUGCUGGGGCCCGCUCUUCGGCCUGCUGCUGGCCGAUGUCUUCGGCUCCAACGUCUGGGCCCAGGAGUACUUGCGGGGCAUGGACUGGAUCCUGGCCCUAGCCGUGCUCAACUCAGCGGUUAACCCCAUCAUCUACUCAUUCCGCAGCCGGGAGGUGCGUCAAGCUGUGCUUGGCUUUCUCUGCUGCGGGUGCCUCAGGCUAGGCCUGCGGGGCCCCGGGGACUGCCUGGCCAAGGCCGCUGAAGCCCACUCCGGAGCCUCCACCACCGACAGCUCACUGCGGCCGAGGGACAGCUUCCGGGGCUCCCGAUCACUCAGCUUUCGGAUGCGGGAGCCCCUGUCCAGUAUCUCCAGCGUACGGAGCAUCUGAGGACACAUGGACCCCAUGCCAGGUGCAGGCCCACAUGGGAGUCCUUGGGGUGCAGGGAGGAGUGUGUGCCAUUCAGCCCUGCCCGGAGGGGACCAAAGGA